AUGCGCCGCUGCGCGGUACUUAGAAAGGCACUUCCGCCUCUCCGCCUCUCGACAAGCGGGAGAGUGGACGAGGAGGCGCAGCCAGCCACCCAGCCUUUUGCAGCGUCUUUGCACACGUGCACCAGCAAUGGCCUUCCAGCUCGCUGCUUCGACGACGUGGACGCGGACACCCGACUCACCUCCCCACUCUCAUCCGCCGUGACAGGGGCGAUGACGUUCCUGUGCGACACCAUCGCUACUGCCAGCCGCCCUUCCGGAACGCUGACGUGUGCCAUGCGGUGGUACACGGCGCCCUCGGCUGAGGAGUCUGUCUGUGAUGGGGACGCAAAGACGGACACUCUCACCGACGCUGGCUCAGCUGUAGCGCGCGCUGAGCGUCCGGCAGGAACGAAGAAGGCCUCGAAGAGGACCACGGUCACAUCGAGCCCAGCAGCCAUAACGAGGCCACCGAUCCCGGCGCCGCUGACCUCCAGCAGCAGUAGCUUCUCUGCUCCGCCGCUGCGAGACACUCAGCAGACUGAACACCUAAAGGCUACCCCCCAGCCUGCUGCGCACGAAACCAAGGUGGCAGGUGGAGAGGAUGGCAGUGAUGCGGUCACCAGCACAGCCUAUGCAGGUGUGCGCGGAGGAGGGAGUCGCCUCGUAAAGGGCGAGGCAGAAAACGCCGCCGCAGCCGCAGGCGAUGACGAGGAUGAUAACAGCAUCACCUUCUCUGAGGCAGCCUCGGUCGCGGACCUCUUUGAGAUAGAUGAGCUGAAUCGGAAUGCAGCGGGGGCGGAUUCCGCAAGAGCUACCAAAGGCGCGCACCAGCACGCUGGCGACCACUCCGGUGUGUCUGGUGCCACGGAGCGCAGAGGUACUUUAUCCGCCUUUGCACUGCCCGCCAACCACAGCCGAAGCGGCAGUGGAAGCACUGCAGCCGGAAUCGAGGACACGCUCUUGAGCGAUCCGUUUCACGUGCCGAGCGUGGACGACGACGCGUUCGCACGGGACGGGGACCUGCCGGCCUCAGCGGCGGCGAGCUACAGUGCCGUCUCGAGACCGCAAAACCUCAACGAGAACGUGCUCUCCGCCGUUGACGUGCUGUGCGACGAUUUGUUCCACUGCAAAACAUCUGUCCUGCGCUCCUUCGCCCGCACGCGCUCCAUUUCCGCUCAUAAAAAGGUAGAGGUAGUGCUGCGCCUCCUCGAGAAGGCCCACCACGAUGCCCAUGGCGAGAGCAACGACCUCAGCGUCACGCGUCGCCUGCUAGGCGACGUCUUCGAUGAAAACGUUCGCACAAGCGGGCUGCGCAUGGCGUGGACGAACAAGUCGCUGGAGGCGGCGCACAUCGAAGAAGCGUGCGAGUCCCACCUAAGUUUUGACUUGCUCGCGAACUCGACGAAGGCACUCAUGGUGCGGCGGCACGCGGGCGAAAUCUCGCGUGUGCUGCGCAAGCUCACCCGAGUGUUUCAGCAAGAGCAAGAGCAGAUCUCCCUCGCCGCAGUGGGUGGCGUGUUCCGCAAUUACCGCGCCGCCGCCGACGAGCUGGUGCGGGAGCUGCCGGUGUGCGAGCUGCUCAGCCCUUUUGCGGGCUACCUGGUCAGCUAUGUACGCUACGGCGCCGCGAAGGAGACGCUGACGCGGGCUGAUGUGAACGAGCGCCUUGUCCAGCUGGGUUUGGUGCAACCCACUGUCCAGGAGGCAGACGACAGCGCCCUGCUGCACCGCCUCAUGGGCCUGCUCGACCCCGCUGUGCAGCAGGUCCAGCGUCGGGCGGAGUGCUUUCGCCACGCGGAGCAGCCCCGAGUGGUCGGGAUGGAGAACAGCGACGUUAUCGCGAGCACCAUCCGCGCCUUCAGCGAAGUGUCCCACACCAAGUGGAAUACGCAGGCAGCACCGGACUGGGUGCAUGACCUCGCGCGACUCUUCUGCAACUGGGAAGCGAUCCUCCGCACCGACCUGCCACGGUUCGAGGAGGUGCCGCGGCACUUCUUCGACUGCAUCCUCUCUGGCGUGGUCUGCCUCUACAUUGCCCAGCGCGUGUACGGCAACUCGGUGGGAACGACUGUCGUGCCGCUGUACCAGCGCCUGGCCGUAAAGAAGUCGCUGCGGCUGCACUUCAACAACGACGAUAACACGGAGAGCGCGUUGCGCGACAUCAUGUCCUACGUGCAGGCCGGCGUGACGGAGGUGCGCGGUGGCGUGCGAGGCGAGUUUUUCGCUGGUGUCCUCUCGCAAAUGCAAGGCGCCUUCCAGGACGCGCAGGAGGAGCGGUCGGCCCUGCAUGAUGAGCGUGUCGCCGUCAUCUUGAACGCCGUCUGCGAUAUGGGGACGAACUGCACUCGCUCCGCCGGUCUCUUCAACCUCCUCGUGAAGAUCACCGAGGACCUCGCCUUCCACUUCCGCUUCCAGCGCAUAUAUAAGCGGCUGAGCGCGCCCGACCGCGCCACCAUCCGCACGAACGGGAGCAUUCGCAUGUCGCAGACGCUGGAGUACUUCGAGAAGGAGUUGCACGUGACGCCCAUCUCCACGAAGGCGGUCGGCUUCUUGGUGGUGCAGCUGCUCUAUCUGUCGUUUCGCGGCGAUGGCAACAAGCGGCCGGUGCUCGAGCGCUUUGCGAGCGUUACCGGGGCAACGGAGCUGGACAUGGUCGGGCUGACCGAGAUGGCGGCUACGUCAGUGCGCGACCUGCACGUCGCCUUCCCCCCGCAGCUCUCCUACAACUCGUGGCUCAAUGAGUCCGACACCCGUGAAAAGUCUGUGUACGGCGUGUUGCCGUCCGUGGCGGUGAAAGGGUCGGCGAAUCAGGCGAUGAUUGUGUCGCAAGCGCCGAUGUUGAAGGCACUUGACGCCAUCUCGCGUGUGCCAUGGCGCAUAAACAAGUACAUGCUGCACGUGCAGGAGGCGGUCGUGCGCGAGGGAUUUGGGUUUGGCAAGAUUCGGCCCGGCUUCUACCCUCUUCACUACUACUAUAUGAGUGACGGCGAAAUCAGGUACCCGUCCGAUCGCCGCCGCUCGGCGUUGCUGAACGGCAAUGACGACGACGACGACAGCGACCUCGCUGCCGGUGACGUGUUCAAUCUGCUGCAGCGGCGGCAGUGCAUCCUGCAGCAGAAGCAAGACUGGAAGGAGCUAAGCGAGCUGCGCAGCAGCCGUAUUCAUUACCUGCUUGGACUGCGCCAGGCCCGCUCCAUCGUGCAGUUCUCACACAUCUAUUUCCCCAAUAGCAUGGAUUUUCGCGGUCGCAUGUACCCGCUCCCGGGGCGGCUGAACCACACCGGGUCAGACCCGUUCCGUGGCCUGCUCGAGUACGCGGAGCCGAAGCCGCUGGGUGCGGUAGGGCUGUACUGGCUGAAGGUGCAUCUGGCAAACAAAAUGGGCAUGAGCAAGCUAUCCUUUGACGAGCGGGUGCACUACGUCGACGAGCACAUGGAGGACGUCGUGCAGAGCGCCGAGAGCCCCCUGGUCGGCGAUCGAUGGUGGCAGGAGGCGAGCGAGCCGAUUCAGUGCCUCAUGGCGUGCAAGGAGGUGGCAGACGCGAUGAAGUGCUCGCAGGGCCCAGAGAAGUUCCUCUCGCGGCUGCCCGUCGCCGUGGAUGGCAGUUACAAUGGUCUGCAGCACUACUCCGCCAUUGGUCGCGACGCCUUUGGUGCGAAACUGGUGAACUUGGUGCCGAGCGAGCGCCCCGCCGACGCCUACACGGGCAUCCUGAAAGAGAUGCUCAAGUCCAUAUGCAUCGACGCCGACCGCGAUCACCAGGUGGCGCAGCGGUGCCUCGGCACCGGCAGAGGCCAGGACAAGGAUCACAUCAAGCGCAAGACAAUCAAGCGUCCCAUCAUGACGCAGGUGUACGGUGUCACUAGCUACGGCAUGUCAGAGCAGAUCUUUGAUGAGCUGGUGAAGCAGAACAAGAGCCACGGACUUUGGACGCACACAGACAUGAAAGAGAUGGCGGCGUACCUGCGGGACAAGGUGCUGGAGUCGCUCGGCAUCACGUUCCGCGAAACCCAAAACUGCCGCAAGUGGAUUAGUGAGGUGACCACGCUGCUCUGGAAGGUGCAGCCGGCCGAGCUGCGCAACGCGCUGUGCUGGACCACCCCGCUCGGCCUUGUAGUUCGGCAGCCCUACAAGGUUCGCAACGAGUGCUCCCUGUUUACGCCCCACGGCUACAGCCGAGUACCUGGGGACUCCGUCGCCCCUGCGAGCCGCAAGCAGCUGACAGCCAUUGCGCCGAAUCUGAUUCACUCGCUCGAUGCGACGCACCUCGCCAUGACUGCGCUGGAGAUGCAGCACCAGGGGCUGUCCAUGAUGGCGGUGCACGACUCGUACUGGACGUACGCGUGUGACAUGCCGAAGUUGUCGCAGGUGUUGCGAGAGCAGUUCGUGAACCUGUACUCUAAGUACGACCCCUUGUGGGAGUUGAAGGAGCAGUGGGAGGAGACGUACUUCAUGGACCUGCGGCGGCACGGCGUGAAACUGCCAGACCCGCCCAAGCGCGGUGAUCUGGACCUGAAUGUGGUCCUCAACUCGCCAUACUUUUUCUCGUAG
Leishmania major strain Friedlin is the source of this 4530-nucleotide messenger RNA. Its product is annotated as putative mitochondrial DNA-directed RNA polymerase. Gene Ontology annotation, cellular component: mitochondrial DNA-directed RNA polymerase complex. Gene Ontology annotation, biological process: mitochondrial transcription. The record is from RefSeq and is a predicted model, not a curated record. NCBI's taxonomy places the organism in Eukaryota, Euglenozoa, Kinetoplastea, Trypanosomatida, Trypanosomatidae. Bases 1 to 4530 code for a protein of 1509 amino acids. Gene Ontology annotation, molecular function: DNA-directed RNA polymerase activity; DNA binding. The transcript has a single exon.